UGGGUCGGCAGCCGGAUGCAGUGGUCCACGUCAGUGGCGAGCCCGGUGGCGUGGGAGGCUCUCCCGUCAUCCCAAAUCCUCCCGUGGGCGGUGGAAGGGGCAGCCAGUGCUCGGCCCCGACGCCGCCCGGGGAGCCUGGGAACCUGGCCAGACCCCGCUCCGCGGCAGGACCUUGUGUGCUCCCGCUUCCGGACACGCUCUCACCACGGCCCCUUCGGCCCUGCCAGAAAACCCGAGGGAUUCGGCAGCCCCAGGAGUUUUCCAGCUGCUGCUCCGGAGAUCCGCCGCUCUCGCACCCCUCCAGCCGCUCUGCGAGCUCCCAGCCCUCCCCGGGCCGCAGCGGGGCGAAUCCACUGGCCACACGCCGCGGGCGGCACGGAGACCAGGCGACAGUGGGGCACAGCUGCCCAGAAGCCUGCGCCUGAGAGUGCCCGGUGCCUCCGAGUGGGAACCAUGGAGGCACCCGGCAGGAUCCCUGCCAGCCCGACCCGCAGAGUCCAGACCAUCAUCCAGAACAGCCCCCUGGACCUGAUCGACACGGGCAAGGGGCUGAAGGUGCAGACGGAGAAGCCGCACUUGGUGAGCCUGGGCAGCGGCCGGCUCAGCACCGCCAUCACGCUCCUGCCCCUGGAGGAAGGGAGGACCACCAUCGGCACGGCCGCGAGGGACGUCGUCCUGCAGGGCCCCGGGCUGGCGCCGCAGCACUGCUACAUUGAGAACGUGCGGGGGACGCUCACCCUGCACCCCUGCGGCAACGCCUGCGCCAUCGACGGCGUGCCGCUCCGGCGGCCCACGCGCCUCACCCAGGGGUGCACCAUCUGCCUGGGCCAGGCCACAUUCCUCCGCUUCAACCACCCUGCCGAGGCCAAGUGGAUGAAGAGCAUGAUCCCGUCGGGGGGCAGGAGCCCGGCGGCUCUCUACGGGCUGCCAGCAAAGCCCGAGGCCAUGGUGAAUGGUGGCCGCCAGCCGGCUGAGCAUGGGUGUCCCAGCCACAGCUCCCUUGUCAGCUCCAUUGAGAAGGACCUGCAGGACAUCAUGGACUCGCUGGUGCUGGAGGAGCCAGCGUCCCCCGGCGGCAAGAAGCCACCUGCCUGCAGCCGGUCCCCCCUCUCCCCAGUGGUGAACGGGGGCGGGCGUUGCCUCCUGUCUCCCCCACCCAGCCCCGGGGCCACGUCGGGGGGCUCCAGCUACGAGAACACCUCCCCCGCCUUCUCCCCCCUCUCCUCCCCAGCCAGCAGCGGUGGCUACACCAGCCCCUCGCCCAGCAGCCAGGAGCAAGGUCCGGCCGUGCCCCCCCUCGUCCCACUCCGCUCCUCCAGCUACAACCAUGCUGUGCAGCCACCCCCCCAGCGCCCACCCCCACCACCCGGUGGGGGUCCUGGUGAGCCGUGGCCGGCUGAGAGGCUCGGGGAUCACCGGGCAGGCAGCCCUCGGCUGACCCCCAGGGUGGCACCGCGGCUGCGGGCAGCCCUGCAGGAACGGCCCCCCAGCCCCUUCCGGGAGCCACGGGACCCACUGCCCCCCAGCCGGCAGCCCACCAGCAGGGUGGUCCCAGAGGCCCGGCUGCAGCCCCCCGAGAGCCCGCGGGCAGCCAGGAGGAACAUGGAGAGCAUGCGGGAGCUUCCCCCGCUGAGCCCCUCCUUGUCGCGCCGGGCUGCCAGCCCCCGGGCAGCCCCUGAUGCCCCCUCCCCGCAGCCCCGGCUGGGCAGGGAGGUGCCCGGCAGCCCUCGCACCAGGCGCAAGGGCCCGGAGGAGCCAAGGGGUGCCGGGAGCCCCUCGCCCCCGCUGCUGGCAGAGACCCCCAAGCGCCGCCCCAGCUUCGGCACCUGCCUGAGCCCGGCUUACGGGCUGGGGUCCCCGGCCAUGCCCUCGCCCCGGCAGAGUCCCCGCACCCUGAGGAAGCCCUUGGGGGACCCACGGCCACCGGUGGGGCCACGGGAGCGCAAGAACAGCAUCACAGAGAUCAGCGACAACGAGGACGAGCUGCUGGAGUAUCACCGGUGGCAGCAGCAGGAGCGGGUGCGGGAGCAGGAGAUGGAGCGCCUGGAGCGGCAGCGCCUGGAGACCAUCCUGAACCUCUGCGCCGAGUACACCAAGACGGAUGGCACCGAGCCGGGCGACGUGCACCGGCUCCUGGCUGGCGACACCGAUACUGGCCAGCGGGUGCCCAGGGGUGCCGUGGCUCUGGGCCGUGCCGCCAAGGAGCUGCGGCAGAGGGAGAGCCUGGAGAGGUCGGACGAGGAGAACCUGAAGGAGGAAUGCAGCAGCACUGAGAGCACCCACCACGAGCACGAGGAGCUGGCAGGCCCCCGGGCCAAGGAGGCACAGCGGCUGGAGGAGGAGCGCGCCGGUGUGCUCGGCCGCCUGGACCAGCUGAAGAGCCGUGUCAAGGAGCUGGAGCAGCAGCUGCAGGAGACAUCGCGAGAGGCGGAGAUGGAGCGGGCGCUGCUGCAGGGCGAGCGGGAGUCAGAGGCGGCGCGGCUGCGGCAGGAGCAGGAGGCGGUGCAGCAGCUGCAGGAGAAGCUCUCCAGCCUGGACGCCAGCAUCCGGAAGGAGCGGGACAAGGAAAGGGCAAAGGUUGAUGCUGAAAGGAAGGAGCUAGAGCAACUCCGGGCGCUUUACCAUGAGUCGAAGAGCCACCUUGAUAAGUGCCCCGAGUCAAUGCGGGAGCAGUUGCGGGAGCAGAUGCGAAGGGAGGCGGAGGUGCUGGAGACGGAGGCCAAGCUGUUUGAGGACCUGGAGUUCCAGCAGCUGGAACGGGAGAGCCACCUCGAGGAGGAGCGCGAGGCACGGGGCCAGCAGCUCCUGCAGGGACGGGCCGAGUGCCACCGCAGCAUCGCUCGCAGGAAGGAGCGGGUGGCCGCUCUGGAUGCCCAGGCUGCCCAGAUCCGGCUGCAGAGUGCCCAGGAGGCCGAGCGCCUGGCCAGGGAGAGGAACAGCGUCCUGCAGCUCCUGCAGAAGGAGAAGGAGAAGCUCGUGUCUCUGGAGAGGCGAUACCAGCUUGUCACAGGCGGCAGGAGCUUCCCCAAAAUGUCCUCAGCUCUCAGAGAGGAGACCCUCCAUAUCUCAGAGCCUUAUGAGCUGUUGGAGGGAACUAAGCCCCUGAGCCCCCUGCCAGCAGCAGCUGCCUCCUUAGCUUCUCCUGCCGCCCGCUCCUACCCCAAGGCACAAGAGGAGUACAUGAGGCUGUCUGACGUUUUCAGGUUCUGCAGCAAUGCGCACGGCCCCAGCCCGGACACUAAAGCUUCUGCUGCUGCCCCUGCUGCCGCUCAGCGCUCUUUCUUGCUUGCUGUACCUCCCGCAGCCGAUGAGUAUGUGACCGUUGAGCAGCUCUCGGGCAUCCUGGGGGGCCUCUCCGCCCCUGCCACUUCCCUGCUGGGCUGCGCCCCGCCAGCUCCUUCAUCCUCAGGCUGCGCUGCUCCUCUUCCUCCUCCUCAUCCUCCUCCGUCUCUCUCUUCUCCUUCCGUCUCUGCAGAGGUUCGUGCCCUAUUUCUCUCCCUCCGCCCCCAUGCUCUCCUCGGGAGGUGGUGGGGAUGCAUGGGAAGGGGCGAGCUGCGGACGAGGCCGAGCGGCAGCCUGGGCUCUCACCAGCCCGCGCACCCCUCGCUGCCCUGCCCGCUGCUUCCCUGCCUGCCUGAGCCCUGCCCAGCCCGCAGUGCAGGGCAGGGGGUCUCUGCGCCCUCCCGGCGCUUGCGUUGGCUCUUGCCAGCCCCAGGAGCAGGAAGGGGGUCCUGGAGCUGCUGGGAUUCAGCCGGGGAGUGCACAGGGUCCCCGGGGGUCUGUAGGUCCUGUUCUGGGUGGUGGUGGUGCAGGCACAGGCAGGGAUGCUUCGGUCUCUCUAUCUCUGUGCAUCUGUGCCUCUCGCUGCAUUUUGCCCUCCCUCCUUUCUCACGCGGCAUCUCUCUCCAGAUGGAGCGGCAGCUGCCGGGAGGCCCUGUGUGGCUCCCGGCUCUUGAUUUAGAGAAGUGGUACCAGGAGGUCAUGGCUGGCUUUGAGACCUCCUCCUCCUCUGUCUCUCCUCCUUCUUCCCCUCCUCCACUUCCAGCUAAAGCUCACUCCUCUCACAAGCCUCUCCAGGUCUAUCGUGCCAAAACGGAGGGUGACGCUGGUGCCCUCACCUCUCGGAUGAAGAGCGGGACCCCCUCGUCCUCACAGCUCAACCUCUCCGUGCUGGGGCGCAGCCCCUCGCCCAAGCUGACAGUCUGCUGUCCUGCCCAGGGCCCCCCGAGCCCGGCGGGCAGCCUGCCCCGCAACCUGGCGGCCACGCUGCAGGACAUCGAGACCAAGCGCCAGCUGGCCCUGCAGCAGAAGGCCGAGCCGCUCCCAGCAGAGCCUUUGCAGCCGGGCGAUCUACCAGGUCAGCAGGUGAUCGAGGAGCAGAAGCGACGGCUGGCAGAGCUGAAGCAGAAAGCGGCUGCUGAGGCUCAGUCCCAGUGGGAAGCCCUGCAUGGGCAGCCCCCCUUCCCUGCCGCCUUCCCCCCGCUCCUGCAUCACUCCAUCCUCCACCACCACCGUCCCCACGGCAUCGGGCCCCGGGCUGAGGACCUGGACCAUGCAUACGACACCCUCAGCCUGGAGAGCUCGGACAGCAUGGAGACCAGCAUCUCCACCGGCAACAACUCCGCCUGUUCGCCUGACAACAUCUCCAGUGCCAGCGGGAUGGAUGCGGGGAAGAUUGAGGAGAUGGAGAAGAUGCUGAAGGAGGCGCACGCGGAGAAGUCGCGGCUGAUGGAGUCCCGGGAGCGGGAGAUGGAGCUGCGGCGGCAGGCGCUGGAGGACGAGCGCCGGCGCCGGGAGCAGCUGGAACGCCGGCUGCAGGAUGAGACCGCGCGGCGGCAGAAGCUGGUGGAGAAGGAGGUCAAGCUGCGGGAGAAGCAAUUCUCGCAGGCUCGUCCCCUGACCCGGUACCUCCCCAUCCGCAAGGAGGAUUUUGACCUGCGGCUGCACAUUGAGUCCUCGGGCCACAGCGUGGACACUUGCUACCACGUCAUCCUGACGGAGAAGAUGUGCAAGGGCUACCUCGUCAAGAUGGGUGGCAAGAUCAAGUCUUGGAAGAAGCGCUGGUUCGUCUUUGACCGCAUGAAGCGCACCCUCUCCUACUACGUGGAUAAACACGAGACGAAGCUGAAGGGCGUCAUCUACUUCCAAGCCAUCGAAGAGGUUUACUACGACCACCUGCGCAGCGCGGCGAAGAGCCCCAACCCCGCGCUCACCUUCUGCGUCAAGACCCACGACCGCCUCUACUACAUGGUGGCGCCCUCGGCCGAGGCCAUGCGCAUCUGGAUGGACGUCAUCGUCACCGGGGCUGAGGGGUACACCCAGUUCAUGAACUGAGGGGGGGGCGCUGCGCACCCAGGAGGCGCCAGCCUGAUGGACUCCGCCGGCGAGGCUCUCCGGGGGGCCGCGGCCCCGUGCCACCCGUGCCAAGGGAUCGCAGCGCCUGCUCGCCCGCCGCAAUCGCUCCUCUUUAUUUUUUUCUUUUUUUUUUUUUUUACGUUGACUUUUUAAAAACAAAAUUUAUUGGAAACGUAUCGACGUGCUGAAACGUAAAAAGCUGCCCCAGA
This is a messenger RNA of Phalacrocorax carbo (great cormorant), 5564 nucleotides long. Lineage: Eukaryota; Metazoa; Chordata; Aves; Suliformes; Phalacrocoracidae. The record is from RefSeq and is a predicted model, not a curated record.